UCAGGAAGGCAGCUUUGAAAGAGAGGGAUUCAGAAGAGGAAGGGUUAAGAUGGAGAGUCCGAAUGUUGUCUCCUACGUUGCAAAAAGUAAUAUCAUCGCAACGUGGCUGGUGAUGAAGGAGCGAGAUGAAUUGAUAUUGGGAUCAACGACAUAUAAGCUGGAAUUCAAACCUUGGAUGACCAAGGCACAACUGAAGGAGCAGAGAAGAGAGGAAAACCAACUUACCUUUUGGGUGAUUGCAGUGCAAGUUCCACUGGAUGCGAUGCUUUUUCUGGAUGCUCAUAUCCAAAAGGCGAUUGGCCCGAUUGUUCAGCGUCAUCCUACGGAGCCGGACAGACUUAAACCGUCAUUGGUCAACAUCAAAUUUGACGUUGACCCAGCGGCACGGGCUAACAUGAAGGAUGUGAUAAGAUCUCGGAAUGAACUGAACGUGCAGAAAAGAAUCGAGUAUGUCGAAGGAAGGAUGCGAGAGCAUCUAGUUUCAGAACUGGUCUUGCAGAGUCUCCCUCUAGGUCAUCCCUCUUUUCAAUGGCCACCUCUUCGUUUUUCCGAUGACGUCGUUCCGCCGCCCCCGUCGACCACUGCCCCCUCGCAAGUGGCGCCAUCUCCAUGUGCACCACUUGCUCCCUUCCCCCCUCGUCCGCUUCGUCAGACGAUUCCCGCAUCCGUUGAUGGCAGACCAUCUGUGGCAAUGCAGCCUGAUGCGCAAGGCACCGUGCCAGUUUCAGGUGUCGGGGAACCUGUGCCGUUCGAUGAGCAAGGCACUCGUGCUUUCGUCGAGGGCCGUGGGUGGGGGAAGGACGCUGGCACAUCAUCAUGCCUCGCCCCGUUAGUCACUGGCAACAAAGACAAGGUCCCUAGAGUUCAACACACAGACACACGUCCGGCCGUGGCAGGAGCACCCGCAACAGGACAUCAAUCCGCUGCGUAUCCAUGGUUGCCUCCCCCUCCUUCGCAAACACGACGGCCUACACCAGACUUGACUUUGGCACCUAUUGGCGAGGCCGCUGCAAUGGUCACUGAGGGUACGGGAAACGUCCAGCUCGACGAGCCCGUCCAGGUUUCGGAUUCGUCACCCACUCCUGUGCCCGUGAACGGCCCGACCUCGCAGCACCGUGUUUUUGGGACACUGGAUCCUUUACAGAAUCUGCGCAACAUUGCAGCUCCGAGUCCAUGCCCCACCGCAUCACCUGCGGCCGGGGGCGGGGUGUGGGAUUCGCUAGGUAUGGGCGCCGGUGCACGAGUGAGGGGCACUUACAGGCAGCAGGCGGUGACCUCGUAUUACAACGACCCGCUGGAGCACGCAUGGCACCUGCAGAUCAUGCGAUUCAUUGUCGAGAGCGGCAUGCCGUUCAACUGUGUGAAGCUUGAGAGCUUCAAACGCAUGUUGAAGUCCCUUGACAUCAAGCUCGCCGACAUCAACGCUUUCAUCACAGACUCUGCCAGUUCGAAUGUUUCUGCGAUGGAGGUGUUCCAGAAGGAUGAGAGUGUCAAGCACAUCUUUUGGAUUCCUUGUGUGGCACACGUCAUGGACCUCAUCCUUGAGGACAUCGGCGACAUUGACUGGGUGGCGACCCGCAUUGCUCAGGCGCGUUUGGUCACAAAGUUUUUCAAGCGUCAUAGCCACGCUCGCGAAGUUUUGCAAGCUUUCACGACGAAGGUUCUGCUGCUUCCCGCCGAGAAUCGCUUUGGUACGCAUGUGAUUAUGAUGCGACGACUUCUUCUGCUGCAAUCGCAUUUUAUGCAGGUGGUCGUUGAUGAUCGAUGGAAGSACACUGUUUGGUCAACGAAGAAGAUUCGAGACGACGCCGCGAAGGUCACAGCAUGUGUCGGUUGUCCUCAAUGGUGGGAGGAUAUGAGAACGCUGUGCAAGUUGUUGAAUCCCAUCAUGGACAUGCUGCAGAAGGUAGACAGCGACAAAAGGCAGAUUGGCAAGAUUCUGCGUCGGUACGACGAGAUGAUCGCACGUUGUUUGUCUGCAUGUGCCGCUUUGGAGAAUGACGAGCAGGACGCGCUGCUUGAGGUGUUUGACAGACGCCGCACCAUGUUCAAGUCGCCUGCUCAUGUCGCUGCCAUGAUGUUGGACCCCGAGUUUCGAGACCGCACGAUGCUCGACGACGAGGAGAUGCAGCACGGUUUGAAACUCGCUCUGAUUCAGUUUGGGUACCCGGAACAUUCAGAUCAGCACAACGAGGUCCUCACUGCCAUUGACAAGUUCCAUUCCAGGGAGCCGCCAUUCGACGACGUGGCCAUGAACUUGGCGACGAGGAGCUAUACCCAUCCAUCCUGUUUCUGGGAGUCGAAUGAGAAGAGUUUCCCACACACGGCCUUCUUCGCUAGCAGGAUACUGCGUGUGUGGGCGACUGCUUCGCCUUGCUAGAGAGCUUGGUCCCGUUGGAGUUUCAUCCACUCCAAAUCUCGUAACAGAUUGGAGGUGGCGUGGGCCGAGAAGCUCGUGCGAUGCCAUUGGAACCUUUGACUCCUCAACAGGCAGGCUAUGUCGGACGAUGCUCCCAGUGACAGGCCACAUCCGUAUGGGAGCUGGGUGCACUACUGGCAGCAGGUGGAGGAGGGGGUACCCACCGACCAGCAGCUUGUGGCAGACCGAGGAGCCCGUGUGACGGUCACGAAGGAGGAGUUGACGCAG
This is a messenger RNA of Chara braunii, 2647 nucleotides long. The record is from the annotation of a GenBank genome assembly. Lineage: Eukaryota; Viridiplantae; Streptophyta; Charophyceae; Charales; Characeae.